AUGUCGGUAGCACGCGUAGCCUUCUCUCUGGCCAGACGUGUGCCUUUCAAAUCAGCUCGAAUUGCCCCUAGAGCUUUCUCAACUGUCCAAGCUCGCCGAGAAAAAUGGGACCCUAAACCGGGUGAAUCAAAGGGCCAAUUACUGCCUUUUGAGGAAAUCAAAUCCGACAAGGACCUCCUCCCCCCGGGUGCCGAACCUGGUACUGUUCCCACCGAUCUCGAACAAGCAACAGGUCUAGAACGUUUGGAAAUUCUCGGGAAGAUGCAGGGUAUUGAUAUUUUCGACAUGUCGCCACUUCCAUCAGACAGGACAGGAACCUUCGAGAACCCUAUUGUGAUCAAGUCUGCAGGCGAGGAGAUUCAGGCGGGCUGUACGGGGUCUCCUGCAGAUUCUCACGUUGUGAGGUGGUGUGUUCUAUCACGUGAUCGACCUUUCGAGCGUUGCGACGAGUGCGGCAGUGUCUACAGAAUGGACUACGUCGGCCCAGCGGACGACCCGCAUGAUCAUGGCCAUGGUCACCACGGAUACGAAGAGCCCAAGACGAUGGCAGACUUUGUCAAGCCUGAGUACUGGUACAGAUAA
Molecule: messenger RNA, 582 nt
Organism: Exophiala aquamarina CBS 119918
Lineage: Eukaryota; Fungi; Ascomycota; Eurotiomycetes; Chaetothyriales; Herpotrichiellaceae
Product: cytochrome c oxidase subunit 5b
Exons: 5
Coding region: 1-582 (193 amino acids)
Biological process (GO): mitochondrial electron transport, cytochrome c to oxygen
Cellular component (GO): mitochondrial envelope
Source: RefSeq, a predicted model, not a curated record